Messenger RNA from Anolis carolinensis (green anole), 4076 nucleotides. It is a transcript of the gene chrm1, whose product is annotated as cholinergic receptor muscarinic 1. Gene Ontology annotation, cellular component: dendrite; synapse; plasma membrane. The transcript is spliced from 2 exons. Gene Ontology annotation, biological process: adenylate cyclase-inhibiting G protein-coupled acetylcholine receptor signaling pathway; chemical synaptic transmission; saliva secretion. Lineage: Eukaryota; Metazoa; Chordata; Lepidosauria; Squamata; Anolidae. Bases 1252 to 2742 code for a protein of 496 amino acids. The record is from RefSeq and is a predicted model, not a curated record. Gene Ontology annotation, molecular function: G protein-coupled serotonin receptor activity; G protein-coupled acetylcholine receptor activity.
UUUUGAGGUUUUGAGGCGUUUAGUUUAAUUGUUUUGUCCGGUGCCGUGAUUCCAUUACCCUUUUAUAUAUAUAGACUAGCUGUGCCCGGCCACGUGUUGCUGUGGCUAGGACUUAAUUUUUCUUUUCUUUUUGUUGUAUGAACGUAGAGGCGUGGAUGAGAGGUUGUGCUGUCAAUUUUUGAGGUUUUGAGGCGUUUAGUUUAAUUGUUUUGUCCGGUGCCGUGAUUCCAUUACCCUUUUAUAUAUAUAGACUAGCUGUGCCCGGCCACGUGUUGCUGUGGCUAGGACUUAAUUUUUCUUUUCUUUUUGUUGUAUGAACGUAGAGGCGUGGAUGAGAGGUUGUGCUGUCAAUUUUUGAGGUUUUGAGGCGUUUAGUUUAAUUGUUUUGUCCGGUGCCGUGAUUCCAUUACCCUUUUAUAUAUAUAGACUAGCUGUGCCCGGCCACGUGUUGCUGUGGCUAGGACUUAAUUUUUCUUUUCUUUUUGUUGUAUGAACGUAGAGGCGUGGAUGAGAGGUUGUGCUGUCAAUUUUUGAGGUUUUGAGGCGUUUAGUUUAAUUGUUUUGUCCGGUGCCGUGAUUCCAUUACCCUUUUAUAUAUAUAGACUAGCUGUGCCCGGCCACGUGUUGCUGUGGCUAGGACUUAAUUUUUCUUUUCUUUUUGUUGUAUGAACGUAGAGGCGUGGAUGAGAGGUUUUGCUGUCAAUUUUCGAGGUUGUGGGGCGUUUAGUUUAAUUGUUUUGUCCGGUGCCGAGAUUCCAUUACCCUUUUAUAUAUAUAGAUAUAGGGCAGUCACAACAAUAAAGACGAAUGGUCGUCUGGUGAUGAAAAAUGCAUUUAGGAGAUGUCACGCCUUGUUGUUUGAACGGGGAAUUUUUCUCGAGAAUUUUGAACUUUGCGAGCUGACGAGUUGCACCUGCCAAGAUUUCCUCUUCAACCCAAACCUUGAGCCAAGUCUCGCUCAACUCAAGCGACAGGCGUUGCUGCUUCUAGACGGAGCCGCUGCGCAUAGAUUGAGUCUCGCACUCGGCAGAGGGAGCGGGGCAGAGGAGCAACGCGAGUAUAGAACUGGGUGCUUUAUUUGCUCCCCGAAACCUUCCUCGAAAGACCGAAAACCUUUCGCUGAGCAAAACACGACUGCUUUUGAGUUCAAGGGAACUUGGAAACAUGUGGGAUACGAACCUGCGCUUGGACCACGGCAGUUGAAGCUUUUGGUGGUCUUCAAAGCUCCGUCUUGGAUGGUGGCACCAGAAGAUGCCUCAUGGUGAGAAGAUGAACCUCUCCGUCUUCCCACCGUCUCCCAAUCUCACCCAGGAACCGACCACGUCUUCCUCGGGCGGUGGCUACUCCUCGUGGGAGGUGGCACUGAUCGUGUUCAUCACCGGGGUCCUCUCCUUGGUCACCGUGGUGGGGAACCUUCUGGUGAUGAUCUCCUUCAAAGUCAACCGGGAGCUGAAGACCGUCAACAACUAUUUCUUGCUAAGCUUGGCCGCCGCCGACCUCGUCAUCGGCACCAUCUCCAUGAACCUGUACACGACCUACAUCGUCAUGGGUCAGUGGAUAAUGGGCUCCUUGGCCUGCGACCUGUGGUUGGCCCUGGACUACGUGGCCAGCAACGCCUCCGUCAUGAGCCUCUUGCUCAUCAGCUUUGACCGCUACUUCUCCAUCACGCGGCCCCUCACCUACAGGGCCAAGCGGACCCCCAGGCGGGCGGCGGUGAUGAUCAGCAUGGCUUGGUUGAUCUCCUUCGUCCUGUGGGCCCCGGCCAUCUUGUUCUGGCAGAAGGUCGUCGGGGAGCGGACGGUGGCCGACCACGAGUGCUACAUCCAGUUCUUCUCAGAGCCCAUCAUCACGUUCGGGACGGCCAUUGCCGCCUUCUACCUUCCGGUCACCAUCAUGGUGGUGCUCUACUGGAGGAUCUACCAAGAGACACAGAAGCGGGCCAAGGAGCUGUGUGGACUCCAAGGCUCAGAGUUCAGUAAGAGCUUAGCGGUGGCCUCCAGAACCACCAGGAGUGGAGGAAGCGGAAGUAGCAGCAGCUCGGAGCCUCCUCAACCUCUCGCUCCUCCUCCAACAUCUGGAGAACGUCCUCUGCAACGGUGCUGCUUUGCGGGGCCAAAAACGGAGGAGGUCUUCUUGGACCAGAGUAGCAACGGGAGCUGGAACACCACCGAGGACGAAGACGCCGGAGAGGCCUCCGCCGACUCCUUGACGUCGUCCGAAGGCGAGCAGCAGCCCUUCGAGCUCCACAACGUCUGCUCCGCCGUCAUUCGUCUUCCCAUGAUCGGCACCAUCGUGCAGACCUCCAAGGAGACGCAGCACAAGGAGCCCAAGACGGCAACUGGAACGGUCUUGGUCGUGAUCCCGAAACCACCGCUGGGCCUGGACAAGAGACUCAAGAACGUGGUUUUAAUGGAGAAGAACCAAGGGAGGAAGAGGAGGAGGAGGAGGAAGAGGAGGAGCCUCUCCAAGCGGAGAACCCUCUCGCUGAUGAAGGAGAAGAAAGCGGCCCGGACCCUCAGCGCCAUCCUCUUGGCCUUCUUGAUCACGUGGACACCCUACAACAUCAUGGUGCUGGUCUCCACCUUCUGCGAGGGCUGUGUCCCUCAGAGCCUCUGGGAGCUGGGCUACUGGCUCUGCUACGUCAACAGCACCGUCAACCCCAUGUGCUAUGCGCUGUGCAACAGGUCCUUCCGCACCACGUUCCGGAGGCUACUUCUGUGUCGUGGGGUCCAGCGCCCAUAAAAGAAGAGGUUGGAGAAUCCAUGGGAAAAGGAACCGUUCUCCUGGGCAAUUCAGUAGAACGUUGGGUUGCGGGACAUGAAAGCCUGGUUGGAGAACCUAGAACCACGUUCAACUGUCAGCUCACCGGAUGUUUGGUUGCGGGGCAAACCUACAACCACGUUGGUAAACCUAGAACCGCAUUCAACUGUCAGCUCACCGGAUGUUUGGUUGCAGAACAAACCUAGAACCGCAUUCAACUGUCAGCUCACCGGAUAUUUGGUUGCAGAACAAACCUAGAACCGCAUUCAACUGUCAGCUCACCGGAUAUUUGGUUGCAGAACAAACCUAGAACCGCAUUCAACUGUCAGCUCACCGGAUAUUUGGUUGCAGAACAAACCUAGAACCGCAUUCAACUGUCAGCUCACCGGAUAUUUGGUUGCAGAACAAACCUAGAACCGCAUUCAACUGUCAGCUCACCGGAUAUUUGGUUGCAGAACAAACCUAGAACCGCAUUCAACUGUCAGCUCACCGGAUAUUUGGUUGCAGAACAAACCUAGAACCACGUUCAACUGUCAGCUCACCGGAUGUUUGGUUGCGGGGCAAACCUACAACCACGUUGGUAAACCUCAAAGGCCAUCUAGAUGGUUUCAUAAGACCAUCAGUAAGCCAAGAGACUUCCAAAGACCAUCUACAUGGUCUUAUCGGACCAUCGGUAAGGAAAGGGACCCUCAAAGGCCAUCUAGUCGGUCUCAGGACCAUCGGUAAGAAAAGAGACCUCCAAAAGCCAUCUAGAUGGUCUCAUAAGGCUGUGGCUGAGCAAAGAGACCUUCAAAAACCAUCUAGACGAUCUCCUAAGACCAUAGGUAAGAAAAGUGACCUCCAGAAGCCAUCUAGAUGGUCUCAUAAGGCCGUAGCUAAGCAAAGAGACCUUCAAAGACCAUCUAGACAAUCUCCUAAGACCAUAGGUAAGCAAAGAGACCUCCAAAGCCCAAGUAGACUUUGAGGUCUACCCUUAGUCUAAAGUUUAGGACAGGGACCAGGCCAAUGACGGGCCUGAGUUUGAGGACUCCUGAAGUAGUGCAUCUAGCCAUGUCUUUCUCAAACCCAACUCUGGAUGUACAAGAGAUAUUUUGGAAGCUCCAGUCCCUUAGAAAAAAGGAUUUGGAAAUGAUGGCAAGUCUUCUAGUCCAACCAAUGUGCCGGAAAUCCAUGACGAAAGCAUCCCUGGCGUUGGUUAUCUCACCUUUUCUUUUUAGACUUCUAAUGAGAUUUCACCACUUUCCUCGAUUGCUCCAGUUUUAAAAGCAAGGAUAUAUUGUGGUUCUUAGUCUGCAAUAAAUUUUAUAAAUAUUAAA